AUGGCGAUGUGUGUCGAAGACAGGAUCAGUAGUUUUCCGGAUCCUAUUCUUUGUCAUAUUUUGUCAUUCCUUCCCAUUAAAGAAGCAGUUCGAACCUCUAUUAUUUCAACCAAGUGGAGAUACCUCUUUGCUUCAAUUUCUACCAUUAAAUUUGAGGGUUAUUCAAUGAGUGGUUUGACUGACAGAAAUAUGGACAGCUUCAAGAACUUUGUUGAUAGUUUAUUGAAACCCCCCGAUCAGGUAAGAUUAGAUUGCUUUAGGCUAAGUCAUGAGAUUUGUUCAUGGAAUGAUGGAGAUCAUGAUUUUGAUAUCUCUGGUUGGAUAUGUGCUGCAUUGUGCCGUGGUGUUAAGGAAAUUGAAUUGCAGUUAAGUUAUCUUGAGGAUAUUUUACCAGCUGUUUUAUUCACUAGCCGCUCACUGGUGACACUGAAAUUGGAUGCAGUAGGUCAUAAGUUUAAGUUCCCAUCUGACGUUUGUCUAGGGAAUCUUUAG
Gossypium arboreum is the source of this 492-nucleotide messenger RNA. RefSeq names its product F-box/LRR-repeat protein At3g59200-like. NCBI's taxonomy places the organism in Eukaryota, Viridiplantae, Streptophyta, Magnoliopsida, Malvales, Malvaceae. Bases 1 to 492 code for a protein of 163 amino acids. The transcript has a single exon. Gene Ontology annotation, molecular function: protein binding. The record is from RefSeq and is a predicted model, not a curated record.